AUUUAAAACUCGUAGAAAAAAUUAAAAAAAAGAAACACACACAUAAAUAUAACAAAAAAUAUUACUCUAUAAAUGCAAUUAUAUAAUAUGGAUUGUACUGGCCGCCGUUCAAAUAAAAAUGAACAUGAUUCGGAUUUAGGUGACGAUUUGUCUCGCGACGCUCCUUCUGAUGAGGAAAUGCGUGAUUGUGAUUCGAUCGAUGGUGAUCAUCAUCAUGUAAUUCGUGCAACGCGUUUAAAUGUCGCAUCUUUGAGACGUAACCACAGCCACAGCAACAACAACAACAACAACAACAAAAAUACUAAUAAUAAUAAUAACAAUAACAAUAUUGGCGGUGGUGAUAUGAGUUUUGGUGGCAACGCCGGCAGUGCAAGUAUCGGUGUUGGCAGUGGUAUGGGUGUGCGUAGUCCCGAUCGUCACGCUGAUCUUCAAAUGAGUCAUCAUCAUCAGUUUCCUUCGAAUCAUCCGCUAAAUGCGCUCGGUAAUUUCAUGGGCAUUGGCGGUCUACAUGGCAUUCCAAAUCUACAACACAAUGAUGUGUUAGAGAAGCUAAAGAUGCAAGUUCGUGAUAUGAAAGUGGGUCUAAUGUCAUUUAAUUUCCUAUGCACACCCAUCAAUCGUUUACCAAUAAUGGCGAAAUCCGUUUUAGAUUUAUAUGAAUUAUAUAAUUUGGUCAUAGCACGUGGCGGUCUAGUUGAUGUUAUCAAUAAGAAAUUAUGGCAGGAAAUCAUAAAAGGACUACAUUUACCAUCGAGCAUAACGAGCGCUGCAUUCACGCUGAGAACACAGUAUAUGAAAUAUCUCUAUCCCUACGAAUGCGAUAAGAAAAAUUUGAGUACACCCUCCGAACUACAGGCCGCCAUCGACGGUAAUCGCCGCGAAGGCCGCCGCUCCAGCUAUGGCCAAUACGAGGCAAUGCAUAGUCAAAUGCAAAUGCCACAAAUCGGCCGUCAAACGCUGCCGCAAGGCAUUCAACAAAUGUCACCGUUGGCGCUUGUCACACACGCCGCCAACAAUCAGCAGGCGCAAGCAGCGGCCGCCGCUGCUGCCGCACACCAUAGACUGAUGGCGCCCACCUUCGGCCAAAUGCCGAAUUUGGUGACGCACGAGUUCGAACAGCGUAUGAUGGAAUACCUAAAACUGAUACAGGUGAAGAAGGAGCAACAGAGUAGCGUUGCCGCGGCUGCAGUAGCGGCGGCGGCGGCCGCUGGCGGCAAUGUUGCCGGAGUUGGAGUAGGCGAGGCUGCUGCGGCAGCGAUGGCCGCGGGGCGUGUAGGUGCAGGUGCAGCUUCUGCUGGUGUUGGGGGUGGUGGUGGUGGUGGUGGCAGCGCCGGACACAUAAAGCCGCAACGCCAGCGUUCACAGAGCCCAGAGAUGAGUACGCGCGAGGCGAUGAAUGCAUUGGAGAUGUCACGUGUAGCCUUUUGGCAAAUGUAUCACAACAACACCAGCCCGCCAGCGUCGAUGAAUGCCUCGCCCCAGGGAAGUGCUUUAGGUGCCGCAAGCAUUGGCGGUGGUGGCGUCAGCGGCGGUGUUGCACUUGGCGUAGCGGGUCUGAGCGAACAGCACAGCGAGGCUUUGAAUCUUUCCGACUCACCGCCCAAUCUCACCAACAUAAAACGGGAACGUGAACGCGAACAAACACCGGAUGCUUGCGACCGCGACGAUUUCCAACAUCAACCACCGCCAGCGAAACGUGGCGUUGGUGGUGCGUCAGCUCUCAGCUUUCCAACCAGCUUUUAUCUACCGCCUGGCAUGGCAGCAGCAGCAGCAGCGGCAGCGGCCAAUUUUCAUCAACACAACAGCAACAAUCUGCCACAGGACUCGGAUGGUGAGGAUAACGAUGAGGAUGGCAGCGAUGCACAUAACAUGACUGGCAACUCAUUGACACAUACGGGCGCAGGCGGUGACGGUGACGGCGGCGACGGCGACGGCGACGAGAACGAUCGGUCGGCAUCAAUGAAUGGCCAUCACCACCACCACCCGCAGCAUCAUCGCCAUCAGCAUUUGCCACACAAUUUGCACCUGCCGCAUCAUCAACAUCUCGGCAACAGUUCGAGCGGUAAUCACGAUAAGUCUGAUGACUCGGCCAUCGAGAAUUCGCCUUCGACUAGUGCGGCGUCCGCAGGUGGUGGCGGUGGCGGUAGUGGUGAUGGUGGUGCUGGCAGCGGCAAUGGCAUUGUUGGCGUGAGCAGUGGACACAUCUCUCCGAUAUCCACAAAGAAGAUACAUCUUUCUAAACAGCAUAACAAUAAUGGUGCCACUUCAGCGAUGGACUGCAGCGGCAGUGGUACGGGUGGGCAGUCUAGAAGCCCAGAUUUGGGUGGUGUAGAAGAUGCUCUCAACCUGCUAUCGGGCAUGCAAUUCCGCGUUAUGCGAAAUGGCACUAGCGCCAAUGGUGAACCACAAUUGGUCGUCAAUCUCGAAUUAAACGGCAUAAAAUAUUCGGGUCUAUUAAUAGCCAAUACAACCGGUAACAGUUCCAGUAACAUCUCACCCGCGGACCUAAGCCAGAAUAAAACGGAACUCUUAGACAGCAAUAAUAUGACAGAUACGACGGAGGAAGCCAAAGAUGUGAGCGGGGGUGGUAUAAGUGGCGCAGAUGCUGAUAUCGAAGAUGAAGACAUUGCCGAUGCAGCCAGUACAACGAGUACCGAAGAAACGCCGACAAAGGUGAUGAAAAGUGGGGGCGCUGCAGUUGGAGCUAAUAGCAAUGGACCCUUAAGCGAUGGUGGCGUUUUACAAGAUGCGCUUAUGACAACGUCAUAAGCCAAGGCAAAGGAGAAGGAGGGAAAAUGUGAAAAAGGAAAAAUAUUUACAGGAAACUAUUUGAACGUAAGGUUGCUGCCGCAACAGUGAGCCAGAGGGUAACAGCAAAGUGGACAGCUACAAAACUUCGAGAAGUGUAGGAAGAAAGAGUUCAAACCUUUGCUAUGAUAACUACUUAUAGAAAAUAAGCAUACCGAAAUAUGACUGGAAUAAAGAAAAUCCUAGAAUAAUAUAAAAUGAAAAUGUUCCACAGCUCACGCUGAAUUGUACAUAGAAUAAGACAACAAAUAAGCAGUAAAUAAGAUCUACUCCACCAUGUGCGACGCAGAUCGUUCUUUAGUAAAAAUUUCUUUCGAUGCUUACGGCAUUGCUUUAAUAAUAAAUAACUUUCAAAUCUCUACACGCGACGAAGUAAAUGCACCAGGCUAUUAAGGAGCAUUUCAAAUUCCGAACGAUUUCAAGGACCGAACUCAGAACACCGAUUUAUACGCCUACAGCAGAAACAAUAUUAACAUCGGAGGCUACAGAAGUAAUCGUAGCUUGCAUUUCCUAAUCAGUCUCUGCGUUUAAAACCAUUUCAAAGCCUUUUUAAAUUUUUAAAGCGAACUUAAGCGAAUGGAAGGAAGCUACAGGGCAAAAAUGUCGUAUUCAGUAUUUCUAAGUGGUAGUGCUUCCGAAUUAGAAAUAUUUAUAAAAAAUGGUGGUUUAAAAUAAUUGUGAAAGCAGGAAAAAUGCACAAUACUGAAGGAGAAGAAAAUCUUCGGAACCCAGCUCUAAAUGAAGAAUAGAAAUCGCGCAUAUUUGCAAGUAAACUAAAAAUACCAAAGCAUACAAUUGAUUUAACAUAGAAAUGUACAUACAUACAUACAUACCUACAUACAUAAUUUUAAUUAAAGUGUUAUUUUUCUGUAAGAAAACUACUGAAAAACUAAGCGCAGCUGCAUUUGUAAUAGCUUCACUUAAGCGAGUAUUUUAACUUUAAAUAUAUCUGCUAUUAAUUUCGGUUAUAAACUUAAAUAUAGAUAUAUAAACACACACAUAUGUAUGCAUAUGACGAAUUUGUCAACAAAAAAAAAAUAUUUGCCUAAACUUAGUUUAUAUAUGGAAAUCCUGAAUGCUUAUAAAAACUAAUUUAUACAUACAUAUAAGCAUAUAAUUUUUUGUUCUUUGUCAGUAAUUUGGAAAGAUUUUGUUUCUUGUAAAAAGAUUUGUAGGCUACCUAUUUUUAAAAUGUAGUUUUUAUAUGCAUGUAGAUGAAUAACAUAAGUGAAUUUAUUUAAAAUAGCUUAAGUACUAAGCUUUAGGUUAAAGCUUAAAAUUAAGUUUAGUAGAUAAUGUACGAUAAGAAAAAUCCGGAUUGUAACUGUUAAACUGUGUCACAUACCUACAUACAUGUACCGCAUACAUUUAAAUAAUUAUCGCGCCGAAAGUUAUUGACUUAUUUUAUUAGAUGCCUAAAAUAAAAUUCAAUAAAAAAAUAUCUACUUAAAAAAAAACUUGCUGUAUGAUGCAUUUCUCGCUCUAAUUUAUAUUGGGUUCCUUUUAGCAGGUUGGAAUUGUUUUAGAUUGAUAUUGUUUGUUUUAUUCACCGCGCGCUUUUAUUACAGCAAUCGCUUUAACUAAGCUUUUCAAGUACUUUGUUCAAUUAAAUAGCUUUGACUUAGUAUUUAAAUAGCUUUGUUCAACUCAACAGCUUUCACAAAGUUUUUCGUGAGCUUUCCUACGAUU
Molecule: messenger RNA, 4497 nt
Organism: Rhagoletis pomonella (apple maggot)
Lineage: Eukaryota; Metazoa; Arthropoda; Insecta; Diptera; Tephritidae
Gene: retn
Product: protein dead ringer
Exons: 9
Coding region: 73-2769 (898 amino acids)
Biological process (GO): regulation of transcription by RNA polymerase II
Cellular component (GO): nucleus
Molecular function (GO): DNA binding
Source: RefSeq, a predicted model, not a curated record